This is a messenger RNA of Maylandia zebra (zebra mbuna), 4001 nucleotides long. It is a transcript of the gene nr1h5, whose product is annotated as nuclear receptor subfamily 1, group H, member 5. The record is from RefSeq and is a predicted model, not a curated record. Lineage: Eukaryota; Metazoa; Chordata; Actinopteri; Cichliformes; Cichlidae. Gene Ontology annotation, cellular component: RNA polymerase II transcription regulator complex. Gene Ontology annotation, molecular function: zinc ion binding; nuclear receptor activity; RNA polymerase II cis-regulatory region sequence-specific DNA binding. Gene Ontology annotation, biological process: cell differentiation; negative regulation of transcription by RNA polymerase II; negative regulation of inflammatory response.
AACAGCUACUUGCUUGUUUAAAUCUAUCGGAAAAAGUCAAUUUGAAUGUAAUUAUUACUGUUAGUUUUUAGAAACAUCUCCCGGUAGUUUUAUUUCUAGAGUCUUUCCCUUCUUUCUCUUCCUACCUUCCCAGGUUUGUUCUGUGUUUUGUGGCUGUCUUUGAAGUUCUUGAUGAUACUUCUCUCUCCAGUUCUUGACACUUUGGAAAUGCUUGGGUAACUUUGUAUAUCCAUCUCCUGCUCUGUGAGCAACAGCGAUUCUUUUUCUCAAGUCUAAAGCGAUUUCUUUCGUAUUUGGCACUUGAUUUCUCAAGCGACGGCUCAAGCACUUGCUGAAGUUAUUAUACUGUGUGUAAAUUAGAAGAUAACCCUCAGUUUUAAUUUGAUUUUACAAACUUUGAGCAUCACAGCGUUAUAACACAUUGCACAGCAGCGGUUUGUGCAAUGGCUCGGUAUAAAGGUCAGUUUUUUUAUUGAUCCUGGUCAUUUUUGUUUCUAAACAAAAAUCUCCAGGCUGCUUUCUAAAGAAAACUAAUAUGCUUAGAAAUGCUCCAAUGAAAAUCCCUUGCCCUGUUGAAACACACUUUGACCCCCUGGAAAGUUUUGUGACAAAUCUCACAGCGGGUUAAUCGGUUUGUCCUUAUUUAUAGUUAAUCAGGGUAAGUCAGAGUUUUCAAAAGUGUGACACAUCUUUUGUUUUAUGUACUUUUUCUUUAGGCCUUAGUUUGUACUUUUCCACAGUGUUGUGACCACAUAUGUAUCAAUUUACCCUUUAGACAUCCACUUACAAAAAAACCACACUGUGUAGCCAGCAGCUACAUUCCUGUUUCAUUUGUCAGUGAGACUGAUCGUGAUUGCACCAGUGAAGGCUACAGUUUCAUUGAGAAUGAUUGGCUCUCCCUUAGCCCUCUGCUGUGCAUAAGUCAGUCCUGAUUCCCAUAAUGAGCCAGCGAAAGAGAUGAUAGGCGGGUGGGAGGACACUAUUAAUCCUCAGUAAGCAUGUUGCGUGUCAACCGGCCCUGCUUGGAGAUUUACAGGCCUGUAAUGGGGGUCACUCUUCCAUCUUCUCCGGGUGGUGCAGGCCUCGACUUCUUUUGCUCUGCCCUGGUCUGGUUAACUAUUUGUGGGGAGGCGGAGGACCCCGAGAGCCUUAAAUCUAAUCUGUUGUCCAAUAUUAACCACAGCACAAACAGAACAGUGGUAAACAAAAGGAAGAGUAAACACACUCCCCAAGGCCUUUAGGACAAAUAUGGACAGUUACGUUCACAGCGCACAGUUAGGUACAACUUAAAUAAAAGAAGCAAGGUUUGUUUAUUCUGAAGGGAAACUUUAAGGAAGAUUUCUUUUAUUUGAAACGUGAGAUUAAUGGAAAAUGUUUCUUUCGCCCAGUCCAGCUGUUGCACUCUUGUUACACAAACCUCAACAUGCAAGGAAUAAAGCCAUCAUCUUUCCCCAGCGUUUUCUGAUCUAUGACGUCCCAGUCAGGUCCAGCUGUUUGGACACACAGUCCCAUCCCUGUCCCUCCUCGGUGUCCCCCCACUUUCCCUUUUGUCUAUCCCCCUGGGAUGUGUAAUCCCUCCUCCAGCACAUCAUCCACCACCGACCAAGAGGAUCAGCUGCACUGCUGCUCUCUGCUUUUUAAAAAUAGGCUGGGAUAUCAGCUAAGAGACCUGGACGCAUCCUGGGGAUUGAGGAAUGUCUCCACACUUCCCAGAGCCUUGAUAUCUGCGAGAAUUCUCUGAAUGAGAGAGUGGACCGAGCUGGAGAUGAGCUUCACGGCAGGGGGGUUUCUCAGCACCUCAGAUGGUUACUGCUCCGCUGAGCAGCUCCAGUACUACGAUAUGCUGGCUGACCCCCUGGGCUAUCCCCUGCAGGACCCUGACCUCCAGCUCCUCCCAUACAGCCAACAACAGUAUAGUCCUGCCAACCUGCCCUUCUCCCACUAUGGUUCUCCACCCUCCUCUGCCCCCUCUCCCUCCUCCUCCUCCUCUUCCUCUCAGCUCUGCAACCCACCAUACCAUUACAGCCCUCACUGCCUGGAGGCCCCUUGCGAUCCGAGCCCCGAGCCCCACUGUGGGGGCCUCUUUGCUCAGGGCCUCGGAUCUGUAGGACUGCCAAUGGGGCGGAGGUCCCGGAUGGGCUCGGGUGGAAAGAGCAGAGGUCAGGAUGAGCUGUGUGUGGUGUGUGGUGAUAAAGCAUCAGGAUACCACUACAAUGCUCUUACCUGCGAGGGAUGCAAAGGAUUCUUCAGACGCAGUGUCACCAAGAAAGCUGUGUAUCACUGUAAGAGUGGCGGUAGCUGUGAGAUGGAUAUGUACAUGAGGAGGAAGUGUCAAGACUGCCGUCUGAGGAAGUGCCGAGCUGUGGGAAUGCUGGCUGAAUGUCUGUUGACUGAGGUGCAGUGCCAAUCCAAACGCCUGAGGAAAGGAGGUAAAAGCAGAGGGCAAGAGGAAGAGGAGAACACAGACACCAGGAGAGUCAGCUCUACCAGCAGGCUACCCGGACAGGCUUUGUCUGCCAGUUUAACCCGAGAACAGAAAUACAUCGUGGACAGGAUGGUGGAGGCCCAUAGGCUCUACAGAGGUCAGGACAGUAACAAUUUUAGGGCAUUUGAGUGGCUGUGUCCAGAAGAAGUGGAAGGCCUGUCUGAUGUAGUAUCACCCCGCCUACAAAGGCUGCUGCAGUUUGCCAGGACAGUGCCAGGUUUUGACCUCCUGGAUUUCUCAGACCAGAUUUCUCUGCUAUCCAUCUCUUCAUUGGACGUCAUGUUCCUGCUCUCUGCCCAGCAGUUUUCCCACAACCCAACAAGCCCCAGUCCAGCACUGCAGCUUUUCAGUAUGUCAACACACAGCUUUCUCAGAGACGUAGAAUCAAAGGAAAACAUCCACAGCAGGGGACUCAUUGGUUCAGAGAGCAGUGAGGAUCUCUUUGCACCAGUGCUCAACUUCUUCCACAGCAUGGUUGCGCUGCGGGUGACGGAGGCUGAGUACACCUUACUUACAGCCACAGCGCUGCUCUGCUCAGACCGCGCAUCCCUGCAGGCAGCCAGCUGUGUUGAGAAAAUGCAGGAACUGAUCCUGGACCUGCUGUCCAGGUUGUGCGGGGCCCAAGCUGGAGCAGCGCGAGGAGGAGCUCAGAGGUUUGGCCGCCUGCUGGGCAGACUGACGGAGCUGCGAACCCUCCGCCACAACUACCUCCUCCUGACAAGACAGCAGUCUGGACACUGACAGUGAAGAUGUGCAAGAAAUUCUGAAAAUCUUCAGUCUUUUAUGUCUUCACUUCAAUUCAAAGACUUAUUUGUACAAACACUGUCUUAGAAUGGUUCUAAUUGGGUAUAAAUGGGACAGUGUAGGAGACAGUUACUCAGCUGUCUUUGUUUUCUCCCCAGUCCUGAGUCAUUUAGGAAUUUUAGCCUCUAUAACAGGACUGAGAUGCACUUGUGAGCUGCUGCAGUUUGUUUCAUCAAAGAAACUUUUAUAGGUGUUUUUUUAUAUUUGUAUACAUUUAACAUUCACACUUACAGUACUUUUCACUUUGCUGAACAAUGUUAAAAUAAAGCAUAAAAGGAAAGCUGUAAUGAUAAUGCAGUUGUAAUGAACGUACACUCACUGGUCACUUUAUUAGGCACACAUUACUAGUACUAGGCUGCAACUUUCAGAACGGCCUUAAUUUCUUGUAUCAAAGAUUUAGGAAGGUGCUGGAAACAUUCCUCAGAGAUUUCUUGUCUGUAUUAACAUGAUAAGCAGCAUACAUGUAGAUUUCUUAUCUAUACAUCCAUGAUGUGAAUCUUCUGUUCCACCACAUCCCAAAGGUGCCUUAUUGGACUGAGAUCUGGUGACUCUGGAGAUUAUUCGAGUACAGUGACCUCACUGUCAUGUUGAGGAGAAAGGAUGGAUCCAUGCUUUUGUGGUGUUUACACCAAAUCAGAAGGGGUGCUUUUCAGGUCUUUUCUUAAUUUUGGUGAGCCUGUGUAAAUGGUAAAUAAAAUGGUCUGUAUUUGUA